AUGGCAUCUAAGGGGAAGGAAAAGAUGAAAUCUAAGAAGAAAAAACAAUCUGUUCCAACUUCCUCAAGUAUGACAAAUAUGAGUCAUCCUCUUCCUCAUCCUCCUAAGUCGACUUUAUUGCCAUCUACCAUGUUCACUAUCCCCCCUCCAUCUAAUGAUUCAGUUCAGUAUUAUUCUAUGCCUGCCAAAGGCAGUCAAAGUAACACCGUUUUUAACUUUGUACCCACACCUUCUAUACCAUCAUCUUCACCUGGCUUUCAUGGUAGUCAGCAUGGUGGCUCACCAGCUGCUGCACCCCCGGGCUUUUAUGGUAGUCAGCAUACUGGCUCACCAGCUGCUGCACCCCCGAGCCUUUAUGGUAGUCAGCAUACUGGCUCACCAGCUGCUGCACCCCCGAGCUUUCAUGGUAGUCAGCAUACUGGCUCACCAGGUGCUGCACCCCUGAGCUUUCAUGGUAGUUUGCAUGAUGGUUUGUCUUUUGUUGCUCCAUCAUCUUCCAGUCCAUCAUCAUCAUCCAUUCCCAGCAUAUCUAGGUUGGAUAUUGGAGGCUCUCGCCCAGCUACAUCUAGUGCUGCUUCUGCCAUCUAG
Messenger RNA from Nicotiana attenuata, 588 nucleotides. RefSeq names its product mucin-1-like. Bases 1 to 588 code for a protein of 195 amino acids. The transcript has a single exon. Lineage: Eukaryota; Viridiplantae; Streptophyta; Magnoliopsida; Solanales; Solanaceae. The record is from RefSeq and is a predicted model, not a curated record.